This is a messenger RNA of Cryptotermes secundus, 1483 nucleotides long. RefSeq names its product clavesin-1 (gene Cralbp). The transcript has 8 exons. Gene Ontology annotation, cellular component: membrane. Bases 226 to 1242 code for a protein of 338 amino acids. The record is from RefSeq and is a predicted model, not a curated record. NCBI's taxonomy places the organism in Eukaryota, Metazoa, Arthropoda, Insecta, Blattodea, Kalotermitidae. Gene Ontology annotation, molecular function: phosphatidylinositol bisphosphate binding.
AGUUUUGAAGGAAAACCCGAAGGAAGGUGAUCGCAAAGGAAACCUAUGUGUAGAGAGGUGGAGAAUGUUGAAGUGGAUGCAAAGGACAAGACUCUAAGACUGAGAACUGGAAUAAUCUAGCUCAGACACGGGACCUUUUGAACACAGUAAUGAACCUCUACGUUCUAUAAAGAGAGGGAAAUUUAAUUACUUGUUGAGCAAUUGUUAGCGUCUCAAGAAGGAAUUAUGCAUGAGUUUGAAACCAUGACAACGACUCGGGUGAUCAUGUCGUAUCAGUGGAGUGCCGGGAACGGCGAGAAGCCUGGUAUGCUCGGCCUGAGGGAAGAAGUGGCCCAGGUGGCCAACCGCGAGCUCAGGGAGAACAAGUCCAUCCGCGAGCAAAGUUUGCAGCAGUUUCGCGAAUGGAUCCGCAAGAACCAGGACAUCUGCAGUUGCAGGACAGAUGACAAUUUUCUUCUGCGCUUCCUACGUGUCAAGAAAUUCAGCUUACCCAUGGCACAACAAGUGUUACUGAAAUAUAUCAAUUUUCGACAGACAUUCUCACAUUUGCUGUACAAUUUGGACUAUCUUAUCCCCUCUGUCAAUGAGCUCAUCAGCAGUGGGUAUAUGUAUGUUUCACCCUACAGGGAUAGUAGUGGUCGUCGAGUGAUACUCUACAAUAUAAGUAAAUUUGAUCCUCAUAAAUACACCAACGCUGACAUGGCAAAGGUGCACCUGAUCACUUAUGAGGUUCUCAUAGAGGAUGAGGAGUCACAGGUGAUGGGCUUCACACAUGUAGGUGACAUAUGUCAGGCAUCAGCAGCUCAUGCCACCAUCUGGUCGCCUACUGAGUUCACCACACUUGUCAGAUGGGGCGAGCAAUCUUUGCCUCUGCGACACAAGGAAGUUCAUCUGGUCAAUGUGCCUUCAGCUGUACGGUACUUUUAUGACUUAAUUAGUUCCCUUAUGAGUGAGAAGAUUCGGAGCAGAAUCAAGAUUCAUGAAUGUAUGGAGAGUUUAUGGAAGAGGGUGGAUCCAAAAGUCCUUCCAAAAGAGCUUGGUGGGAGUAUGCCAAUGGUUGAGAUGAUAGAUCUCUGGAAGAAGGAGAUAUCUGCUAAGAGAGAACGCAUCCUUCAUCUAGAUAACAUGAAAUUAUUAAGCACCAAGUCCAUCAUCACCCGCAGAAACAACCAACAAAAUGAAAAUUCAUCACUCAUGAUCAACAACCUCCAAGGAAGUUUCAGAAAACUUGAAGUAGACUGAAGGCAUACACAUUAUUAUGAGACACAAUAAUGUUAAAAUUGUUACCUUGUCAAAUUCUGUCCAAAUGUGGGUAAUUUGACCUAGUAAAGAUAUUUCUUUUUUGUAUUAUUUUAACACUUCCAAUUUAAAAAUUUAUCAUAUUUAUUGGUCUGAUACCACAUUAAAUGGGUUCUAAAUUAUGGUUAUUUUAUUUAAUUGUUAAGUAUAAUAUAUUUGCAAGGAAUAAAAGUAUAUUACUGUA